Molecule: messenger RNA, 1453 nt
Organism: Capsicum annuum
Lineage: Eukaryota; Viridiplantae; Streptophyta; Magnoliopsida; Solanales; Solanaceae
Product: exosome complex component RRP41-like
Exons: 3
Coding region: 237-1004 (255 amino acids)
Biological process (GO): U4 snRNA 3'-end processing; nuclear mRNA surveillance; poly(A)-dependent snoRNA 3'-end processing
Cellular component (GO): nucleolus; nuclear exosome (RNase complex); cytoplasmic exosome (RNase complex)
Source: RefSeq, a predicted model, not a curated record
UUAAUGAGGUACCUUACAUAUAAUGUAAUCUAAUAGCUUUGUUCGUCGCUUUUUUGUUCAAAUUUUUAGUCAACGCGCUAGGGCAACAACAGUUAUACUUUCAUUAUCUUUCUCUUGUCUGCAGCUGCCGUCGCCGUCGCCCGUCGCUGCUGCCGCUGGGUUGAGAUCUUCAGUGUUGAAUUGGUGCUCCGACUUUUCCUUUCCUUCUCUUCAACUCCGGCCUAAUAUAGAAGCUGAUGGCCAGCAAAACAGGGUCAACGCCAGCGACAUAUUCACCGUCACCAGCAACGCAUAAGAAGAAGAGAAUCCCCAUUGCUGAUGUUGAUUGGGUUCGCCCCGAUAGUCGUGGCUUCUAUCAGUGUCGUCCUGCUUAUCUGAGGACUGGUGCUGUGAGCCCAGCUGCAGGAUCAGCAUAUGCGGAGUUUGGAAACACCAAGGUCAUCGUAUCUGUGUUUGGGCCAAGGGAAAGUAAGAAAGCAAUGAUGUACAGUGAUACAGGACGCUUAAAUUGUGAUGUUAGUUACACAACUUUUGCAACCCCUAAUCGUGGGCAGGGAUCAGACAAGAAGGAACUUUCCUCAAUGUUGCACAAAGCUUUAGAGGGUGCUAUAAUUCUGGAAUCUUUCCCAAAGACUUGUGUGGAUGUUUUUGCUUUGGUAUUGGAAUCUGGCGGAAGUGAUCUUCCUGUGGUCAUAUCAUGUGCUAGCCUAGCUUUAGCAGAUGCAGGAAUUUUGCUGUAUGACUUGGUUGCCUCAGUUUCUGUGUCUUGUGUUGGAAAGAACCUUGUCAUCGAUCCCGUUUCUGAGGAAGAAAGCUAUAAUGAUGGUAGCUUAAUGAUUACUUGUAUGCCUUCACGUAAUCAGGUCACUCAACUGAUUGUAGAUGGAGAAUGGUCAACACCAAAGAUUCACGAUGCAAUGGAGCUAUGCCUUGGUGCUUGCUCCAAACUUGGAGAGGUUAUGAGAUCAUGUUUAAAAGAUGUUGUCACUGAUUUAAAAGAAUAGUGCAUUCUACUUAGUGCCUUCACGUAACAAAGUCUAUGAAGUCUUUUGGCGUCAAAACAUCCUUGUAGAAAAAGAGUUGGCAUGAUCUACCCGUCACUAGCUGCGUCACUAGCUGCGACGGUCUAUCCAAUGAAAACUGCUUGUAGUUUUUGUAUGCUGGUUUGUGAGGCUUGAAAGUUGAGGUAGUGGUUGGUCUUUUCUGUGAAACUUCCUGUCGAUGAGAAGUUUUAUUUGCGACAUGAAACAUGCUACUGAAAUUAAAACCUAUCUGUGAAUCAAACAAGAAGCCAUACAUGUAAAUUCCAGUUAUUGUGAAGCUGCUUAUUUUUUCCACCUUGCUGUAAUCACCAAUAAUGUUUUGCUAACAACUUUCAAUUCUUUAUCUGAAUAAUAGAUGUUGGAAUACACGGGGUAUGUUGUUGAAUAGAUGUUGAAUUCCUUUGGCUUCA